Molecule: messenger RNA, 1937 nt
Organism: Sesamum indicum (sesame)
Lineage: Eukaryota; Viridiplantae; Streptophyta; Magnoliopsida; Lamiales; Pedaliaceae
Product: protein kinase PINOID
Biological process (GO): protein phosphorylation
Molecular function (GO): ATP binding; protein kinase activity
Source: RefSeq, a predicted model, not a curated record
CACACAUAUAUAUAGAGAGAGAUUAGAGAGACACAGAACCACAGGCAGAAGCCAUAGCAUUUUACUACUAACGUCUGUUAAACCCUAAUCAUCUGCUGUGCCUUCUCUGUAUUUCCUUAGCUAGAGCUUUUUGUCUCACUCUUUGAGGGUGUGGGUGAAUUUUUGACUUUGCUGAUUCUUGUCUGCUUUUUGGCACUGUUCAUUCAUUAAUCGCCAGACAUUCCCAUCUCCACUCUUCGUAUCUGAUUCUUCCGCAGAAUUAAAAAGAAACAAUUACGCAUUAUUAAUUUGUUCGUGAACGAAACAGUGGGUUUCAUACAUGAAAUCGUCCAUAAAAUGUUAGACGAUUCCCGCAGGAACUCGGAGGAGCUUGUUUCUGAAGGAUUUUCUUCCAGCAAAAUCAGUUCAAUGAGCAGCGACACAACUCUCAGCCAUUGCACCAGCUUCAGCCGGUUGUCGUUCGAGCUGCCGACGAGCUCGCCGGAGCAGCAGGCUGCGCUGAAGCCGCACCGGUCAUCGGACUCCUCGUUCCAAGCUAUUCGUUUCAAAACGAACUUAAGCUUCCGAGACUUUAGCUUGGUGCGGCAGAUCGGGAGCGGUGAUAUCGGCAGAGUUUACCUCUGCCGGCUCCGCGGCCCGGUGGAUGAGGGGCGACUCUACGCCAUGAAGGUGGUGGAUAAUGAGGUGUUGGCUAUGAAGAAAAAGACUCAGAGAGCGGAGACUGAGAGGAAAAUCAUGAAGCUGUUAGAUCAUCCGUUUUUGCCUACACUUUUUGCGGAAUUUGAGGCAUCGAAUUUCUCUUGUGUGGUCAUGGAGUACUGUUCCGGUGGCGAUUUGCAUUCUCUUAGAUAUAGACAGCCGCAGAAACGCUUCUCUCUCAGCUCGGCUAGGUUUUAUGCAGCAGAGGUUUUAGUAGCAUUAGAGUACCUCCACAUGUUGGGAAUAAUCUACAGGGAUUUAAAGCCUGAAAACGUGCUGGUUAGAUCCGACGGUCACAUCAUGCUCACCGACUUUGAUCUCUCCCUUUGCUCCGACGCAAUCCCAGCCGUCGAAUCUCCUGCAUUUUCUCCUGACCCGUUAUCCUCACCAAAGGCAGUCCAUGGCUCCGGCUCGCUGACCCCAUUCUCCUGUAUCUCCACCCGGUUAUUCCGGUCGAAGAAAAUUCAAACACUCGCUGCGAACCGGCUGUUCGUGGCUGAGCCCAUCGCAGCCAGGUCAUGUUCCUUUGUUGGGACCCACGAGUACGUGGCGCCUGAGGUGGCUUCCGGCGGGUCCCACGGCAACGCCGUUGAUUGGUGGGCGCUUGGCAUCUUUAUGUACGAGAUGAUUUAUGGUAGGACACCCUUUGCUGGGGAGACCAACCAAGCUACACUGCGUAACAUCGCGAAAAAACCGCUGGCCUUCCCCAACGAAACCCCCUGCGGUGCGAGUGAAAUGCACGCUCGGGACUUGAUCUCCGGGUUGCUGAACAAGGAUCCGAACAGGAGGCUCGGGUCGAAGCGCGGGGCGGCCGAUGUAAAAACCCACCCAUUUUUCAAGGGGUUGAACUUCGCAUUAAUUCGAUCGGCAACACCGCCGUAUGUGCCGGGUAGCCAGACAAAGAAGACGGCUGCGUUGCGUCAUGGAACAGCCCCGUUUGGUGUUUUCUGACAAGUUUAGGUUAGGAGGAUGUAAUUAAAUUAACAUAGUAUUAUUUUUUGUACUAUGUAUUAGGUGGGAAAGAAAGAAAAGAUAUAAAUAGACAACGUAAAGUGGUGGGAUGCGGCGAUAUAACGGCUUUCACAUAAUUAUUGUGUCAUAAUGAGUUGAAUUCCCUGUUUAUAUUAUAGGACGACCAAAGUAUUUGAAUCCACACAAGAAGAUUUCUCCAAUUGGUCUUCUUGUGGACAAGAGAAAAACGUCAAUGUAAAUACAGGAGCCGGAGAAAAUUAAAAAAA